AUGAGUGCGGGCAAGGAGGGGGCACUCGGCAGCAUCUUCGCCUUUGUCAUUUUCCAUGCUCAGCGGUCCUCGGUCUCCUCCUAUCCCCGCCUCAUUCUACGCAAGUCGGGCUAUCCCAGCACAAGACAACUUGCAGCCAGCCUCCCACUCACCCCCAUACGCCCCUUCGGUCGAUGUCGCACCGCAACGUUCGUGCAAACCAACGCUCUCGGGAACUUGGAAUAUCCUUCUGGUACAAACGCCAUCGGAAUCGCGCCCUUAUACGCGGCGGAAGAUGCCACAAUAGAAGUUUUCCCCGAAGACGUCCCCAAUGCUCAGAUCGCCGUCUACAGAUACGAGCCAGCCAUUACAGACAAAGACAACAAGAUAUCCAUCCCCCGCCUGGCCAAGUGCUUGCUAGAGUCAUGCAAGGCCUAUUGUAAAGCGACGAGGUACUAUCUGAAUCGUUCCCAGCAAUAA
Messenger RNA from Clonostachys rhizophaga, 459 nucleotides. Lineage: Eukaryota; Fungi; Ascomycota; Sordariomycetes; Hypocreales; Bionectriaceae. The record is from the annotation of a GenBank genome assembly.